CAACAAACGACGAGGGAGGGGUGCGACAAUGGCGCCGACGACGGCGACGACGAGUCCGCCAGCGGCAGCAGCUGUUGCAGCAGCGGCGGCGGCGGCGGGCAUCACGCGCAAGGUCAAGGCGUGCGAGGCGUGCCGCAAGGUCAAGAUCCGGUGCACAUUCGACGAGGGCCGCGAGACGUGUGUGCGGUGCACCAAGCGUGGCCUGCCGUGCAAGGUCAACCGGAGCCUGCAGAGCAUCCUCGACGACGAUGCCACCUUUCGGCGCGACGCCAAGGAGCGCAUCAGUAGGCUUGAGGAGACGGUGCGCGCACUCGUGCAGCGCGUCGGCAUGGUGCAGGGUGAUGAGCACGACGAGAGACCACCUCGAAAGAGGCGGAGACGAAGGGUGUCGGUGACAGGCUCAUCGAGCGCCAUUAGCGAUGAGGAAGAGGACGAAGAAGAGGAAGAAGAGGAAGGGGAAGAGGAAGAGGCAGGCCUGAGUGAGAAUGGCCGAUCCGAAGAGGAGGGCACUACACAGGGAGAUCCAACGUCGGUGCUGCCCCUCAGGGCGAGGCUGCAGCGCGAGACCGACGCCAUCUCCCAGGGCCUCGUGCCGCUGGAAGUGGCUAUCGACCUAGUGGGCUUCUACCUCGCACACAUGGACGAGCGCGUAUGUGGAAUCGUCUCGCGCGCAUAUGGGAGGCAGUCUGCGGGGACUGGAGACCUGGCUGGACUGGUCGACAGGAUUCGUCGGAGCUCGUCGCUGCUGCUCCUCUCGCUGCUCUCCGUUGCCGCGCUCCAUUCCCGCCCCUCUAUGUAUUCGCUCGUCUACCGUGAAUUCGUCCGGCUGGCCUCGACACAGGCCUUCUCGCGCGAGCAGACGCUGGACGACGUUCGGUCCCUUGUCGUGGGCGCCACUUUCUUGCCUGACGUCAGCUGGAUCCUUGUCGGCACGGCAGUGCGCAUCUCGACGGAACGCGGCUUCCAUGAGGCCUACAGGCGCGAGGCCGACUCACGGGGUGACACUGACGAGGCCUACGAAGAGGCCCGGCUCUACUACCUCAUCUACGUUGCCGACCACCAGUGUUCGAUCCCGUACGGCCGACCGCCGAUGACGCGGCAGCACGCCGUGGUCCGGCGCUGCGACGAGUGGCUCGAUGACCGGCGGCGGCGGGUCGGCGAUGUGGGCGAGGACGGCAGCCUGAUUGCCCAAGUGAAUCUCUGGCAGAUUCUCCACGACGUCAUCGACCUCACAGACACGGACCCACAUCGAGCGCUGGACUGGGAAUACCUCAAGCUCCGCGACCGCUUCUCCGAUGUCCUCCAGCGCUGGUCUGGCGGUGCGCAUGCCUCGCCCCUGCUCUACCACUUCUCUGUCCACUUUCUCGACUCGGCCGCCUUUCGUGCGCCGCCUGGGGAGAGACCGACGCUCUUUGCGCAGCAGGGAGCGACGGGGCAGGAAGCGCUGCUCGUGCACGAGCGCCGAAAGGUGGGCCUCGAGGCCGUCCGGCAUGCCCACGCGAUGCUCCAUGCCCUCGUCGAGGAGCCCGGCGACAUUGAGACGCUGGCCAGCUUCGUCCAUGCGCGCGCCGCUGCCGCCGUCGUCUUUCUCAUCAAGGCCCACGGCCUGUUUGGCACCUCGCUCGAGGGCUGCAGCAGCAAGCAGGUCCUCCGCACCAUCAAGCCCGUCCUCAAGCGCCUGACCGACGCCCAGCGGCGGCUCCACCGCGACCACGUCGUCUACAAAGUCGUCUCCGAUCUCGCAAAGGCCCUCGAGGCGGCCGAGCAGGAGGCCAACCUGGCAGGCAGGAGCACCGGCAUGGUCGUCCGGCUUCCCCUGUCCUCGAGCAGGGGGGUCACGGAAGGAGCCCAUGGCCGUACUCAGGUCGUCCUCGCAGAUGAGACUCAGGUCAGCGAGGACUGGGGAGGGGAGCAACAGCAGCAGCAGCAGCAGCAACAGCAGCCGCAGAGACACGACGAGCCACUCCUGCCUCCGGAUCACUUUGCGAGCCUGCUCGACAACUUUGACCUCGUCGUGCCACCUCGCCCACCGCUCUCGGGCCUCGAGCAGUGGCCAGACAUUUUCGACUCGCCGCUGAACCAGCCGACUAGCCCGACGAGCCUCGAGGCGCUCCUGCAGCGCUUUCUUUCUUCGUAGGGCGGGAUUUAAAAUGGCAUUUCACCGUGACUGGCACGAGCGAUGAGAGGCGAUCGAGAAAGAGAAUGAAUACAUGAUGGACCUCUUGCGAGGCGAUGUCGUGGGGGAAGAAGCAAAGUAACUACGAAUCUGCACUCUGCCACCCUGCUCAGCCACUUUGACGAGUGCUGUGCGCGCGACCUCUCCGACUAGGUGUUGUUUUCCCCUUUGUCGCUCGACUGGGAGACGUGGCCCAAGCCUUCGAUCGGUCCUGUGUCGAACUUUCUCCUUCUUCUUCGUCGUCCGUCUCUAG
Molecule: messenger RNA, 2429 nt
Organism: Acaromyces ingoldii
Lineage: Eukaryota; Fungi; Basidiomycota; Exobasidiomycetes; Exobasidiales; Cryptobasidiaceae
Exons: 2
Coding region: 29-2137 (702 amino acids)
Biological process (GO): DNA-templated transcription; regulation of DNA-templated transcription
Cellular component (GO): nucleus
Molecular function (GO): transcription cis-regulatory region binding; DNA-binding transcription factor activity, RNA polymerase II-specific; zinc ion binding
Source: RefSeq, a predicted model, not a curated record